Scatophagus argus is the source of this 3195-nucleotide messenger RNA. It is a transcript of the gene aldh8a1, whose product is annotated as aldehyde dehydrogenase 8 family, member A1. Gene Ontology annotation, molecular function: retinal dehydrogenase (NAD+) activity. The record is from RefSeq and is a predicted model, not a curated record. Lineage: Eukaryota; Metazoa; Chordata; Actinopteri; Scatophagidae. Gene Ontology annotation, biological process: retinoic acid metabolic process. The transcript is spliced from 7 exons. The coding region runs from base 127 to 1599 and encodes 490 amino acids.
AGCUCAGUCCACAGUAGGAGGAUCAGUUCAGCUUCUCUUUGCAGCUGGAUUCAUUUGACUGCCUGCUGUGGUCUGCUGUCAUUUUCUCAGUCUGCUGGAUUAGUUUGGUAGGAGCGGUUGACAGACAUGUCGAAGACCUCGGAGCAUCGCUCACACCUGAUUCUGGAGAACUUCAUUGGAGGGAAGUUCGUGUCUUGUCGGAGUCACAUCGACUCCUACGAUCCCUCCACUGGAGAGGUGUACUGCAAAGUACCUGACAGCUGCGAGGAGGAGGUGGAGGCAGCGGUUGCAGCAGCUAAAGAUGCCUUCCCUGGAUGGUCUGGCCGCAGCCCAGAGCAGCGAGCACAAGUGCUCAACAAGCUGGCCGAUCUGAUGGAAGCGCGUCUGGAGGAGUUUGCCCAAGCUGAGUCCAGGGACCAAGGUAAAACAGUAACAUUUGCACGGACUGUGGACAUCCCACGAUCCGUGUACAAUUUCCGCUUCUUCGCAUCGUCGGUGCUCCACCACACCACCGACUGCAGCCAGAUGGACCACUUGGGCUGCCUGAACUACACAAUCCGCUGCCCUGUGGGAGUGGCUGGGCUGAUCAGUCCAUGGAAUCUCCCCCUUUACCUGCUGACCUGGAAGAUCGCACCUGCAAUCGCUACAGGCAACACUGUGGUGGCGAAACCCAGCGAGAUGACCUCCGUGACUGCCUGGAUGAUGUGCAAGUUGAUGCAGCAAGCUGGUGUGCCUCCAGGAGUAGUCAACAUCGUGUUUGGCACUGGCCCAAGAGCAGGCAAUGCCCUGGUUGUCCAUCCUGACGUCCCAUUGAUCUCCUUCACUGGCUCCACAGCAACUGCCCGACACAUCACAGAGCGGAGCGCCCCCUUCUGUAAGAAGCUCUCACUGGAGCUGGGAGGUAAAAACCCUGCCCUUAUUUUUGCAGAUGCAGACCUGGACCAGUGCAUCGAGACCACGAUUCGCUCCAGCUUCUCCAAUCAGGGGGAAAUCUGCUUGUGCACAAGUAGGAUUUAUGUAGAGAGGAGUAUUUACUCUGAGUUCCUGAAAAGGUUUGUGGCUGCAGCUAAGAAGUGGAAAACAGGUGACCCCUCUGACCCCAGCAACAACAACGGAGCACUCAUCAGCAAAGAGCACCUGGAGAAGGUUCAAAGCUUUGUAGCGCUUGCCAAAUCCGAAGGUGGCAUCAUCCACUGUGGGGAGGGGGUUGACAAGCUGGACCUCUCCGAGCGAAACGGCAACGGCUACUUUAUGCCGGCCACGGUCAUCUCAGGCGUAUCUGACAGUUCCCGAGUUAUGCAGGAGGAGAUCUUUGGCCCCGUCACCUGCAUCAGCCCCUUUGAUACUGAGAAUGAGGCCGUUUCCAAGGGCAAUGGUGUGCGUUACGGUCUGGCUGCCACUGUGUGGUCCCGGGACGUGGGGAAGGUUCACCGAGUGGCUAGGCAGUUACAGGCAGGUCUGGUGUGGACCAAUUGCUGGCUGGUGAGAGAUCUGAACCUGCCCUUUGGAGGGAUGAAGAACUCUGGUGUGGGAAGGGAGGGAGGGAAGGAUUCCUACCACUUCUUCACUGAGGUGAAGAGUGUCACCAUUAAACACUAAGGAAGGGGAGAGAAGAUGGCAGCACUGACAAGUCUUGAUUGGUUAAACAUUGUCUGUUAGAAGCGGGUACAAAAAUAUGGAGAAAGUUUUGUAGUUAAUCUUAACAUUCAUCAACCUCGGUCUGCAGCUCUGAUGAAUUUCAGCAAAUUUUCUCAGAUUACUGGAGCUUGUAAUGAAUUCCCAUUUUUUUAAGAGUCAAAAUGGAAUGAAAUGAGUGAAUAAACUAGAAGAGAUCCAAUUGAAAUGUCUGGUGAAGAGGAAAUAUAUUGCAAUGCAAAACAAAGUAAUGUGUCUAACUAUUUCAUUCACUCUUUGCUGAAGAUUUUAUACCACCAUCCUCCUCUGUUGAGCAGUUGAGAUUGAUUAAUACUAAUAGAAAAAUGAAAAUGUUUCUCAUGAAGCAGAUAAAGAGACAACAGCAACAUUUGCCUCAAGCUAACCAAAUCCCAAAACCAAAUCAAUUGUUCACAGCAAAACUUUAUGACUGUUCUGGUAUUCGUUCAGCAGUUGUUCUGCAACACAACUUUUGUCCCAAAUUCAAAACACCUUAUGUAAAAGCCACAUGUAGUGCAAUGUGUUUUUAUGUGUGCUACAAAGUCUGCGUUGUCAUUCUCAUCUGUGGAAUGCAGUAACUCUUGAUAGCGUCUAUGACACAAUGACAAAUAGAUGUCAGAUUCUGGGUCUGUUACGAGAAAACAAGUCUGCAGACAUAAGAUUAAGUUUUACAUUUUAAUCUGCACACUUGUACUUUUUUUUCCCCAUGCGCUGUGGUGUUGUGCUUUAUGACUGCAAACUCGGUCAAAGUCUCUUCUGUUGCAGAAAUUUUUUACGUCACGCAAACUUUACUUUAUAUACUUUGAAGUAGAUUGAGUUGUUUUCAUGUCUGGCCUGCUGACAUAAGAGAGGUGACUAAAUACCAAACUGUCAACUUGGACAACAUGUCUAGAGGGAGAACUCGAAUGACAGCAAGCUGAGAGGAGUGGAUGUCUGUCUGACUAGAGGCACAUUUUGCAAAAAUCUGUCAUGAAAAUACUUAGUGCUUUUAAGUAUUUAAAUGAUAUAAUGAAUCGAAUGGACUUGAUUACAAAAAACAACUUGUGAAAGCCCCAUUUCCCUUUAUCAUGAAUUUCUCAGAUAUGUGAAAUAUCCAAAAACCAGACAACCAAAUUAUCCUUGUGUCAAAUGUGAAAAUCUAUUUCACAAAUUAUGUUGUCACCCCUUGAGCCAAACAGUAACAUGUCUAAAAAUAUAUUUCUUGAACACUGUGUUUCAUGUGUCCACAUGUGAUUUUACAUGUAAAGUUUUGUGUCCUGCAAGUUGAGGUCAUACCAUACCAUGUAGCCACUAGAUAUCAUGCACAAAGGAAAACCACAUGGCUUAUAUCAAGUGAAUUUAUCUGGCGUUUAUGUCCCAUUUUGACUUUUUAUUUUGAACUUAAAACCCAUUCAAAAAAGAUCAAAAUCAUUUAAGUGAUGUAAACCACAGCCAACCCUCAGCUUGUCUCAUCAUUUUCUGGUCAUAUUUUUCUUGUACUUUUCAGCACACCCCCCCUCCCCUCUUUGCCCCAUAAUAAACACACCUCCUCUCCUUGCUAAA